This is a messenger RNA of Culex pipiens pallens (northern house mosquito), 1012 nucleotides long. RefSeq names its product bax inhibitor 1-like. NCBI's taxonomy places the organism in Eukaryota, Metazoa, Arthropoda, Insecta, Diptera, Culicidae. The transcript has a single exon. Gene Ontology annotation, molecular function: enzyme binding. The coding region runs from base 157 to 948 and encodes 263 amino acids. The record is from RefSeq and is a predicted model, not a curated record. Gene Ontology annotation, biological process: negative regulation of RNA splicing; cellular response to unfolded protein; negative regulation of endoribonuclease activity. Gene Ontology annotation, cellular component: mitochondrial membrane.
GGUUUUUGUUUCGAGUACUCACCAGCAUUUCAAGUCAAGGCAUCAGAGGGCUUUGGAAAGUAUUUUUCGACAAAAUUGGUAGAACAAAAUUAGAUUGGGAUUGAAGUUGGAGUUCGAGAUUGCGGCCCUUUGAGUCCUUAUUUUGAAAUCCGUUUAAUGAUCCAACUUAUCAAAGUAGUCAACAUUUUGUACGAACUCCUUCAAAAAUAUGUCAAACAUAAAAUUUCUUCGAAAAUGCCCUCCAGCCUGUAUCAAUCGUUUCGCGAACAAUUGGUUCAAAAUUUGGAACCCGCCGUCUGCCAGCACCUGUUCCGUGUGUAUGCGUGCAUGACCCUGGCAUGUGCCGCCGCAGCUGCCGGAUCAAUUGUCCACCUGGCGGGACUUUGGUCAGCCGGCCUUCUAUCCUGGCUGCUUCAACUGGCCGCCUGUGUGGCACUGUUCCAGAUCCCUCCGAGCGGCGAUAACCGCGCACUCCGGCUGGGUUUGCUGUUGGCCACGGGGGCACUAACGGGCCACCUGUUGGGGCUGACGGUGGAGUACGCGCUGGUCGUCGACCCGGGAAUCGUGGUCACCGGGCUGGCGGGAACUACCGUGAGCUUCGCCUGUUUGAGUCUGUCAGCCCUUUUGGCACGCCGUGGGAGCUUUCUGCUUCUGGGAGCGGUUCUUUCGAACAUGAUGGCUUUGCUGCUGGUGAUGGUCCUCGGGAACCUGUUCCUGCAGUCGUGGUUCGUGCACAAGAUUAGCCUUUACUUGGCGAUGGCCGCGAUGUUGGGAUUUGUGCUGCUCGACACCCAGCUGAUUGUAGAAGAUUUCCGCCAAGGAAACGAAGACUACGUGGUCCACUCGUUGAAGUUAUUCUUCUGUGCGGUGGACAUAUUCCGUCUGUUGGUGUCCAUCCUCAUAGGAAAACGAAGCAACUCUCGAACCCGUACUGAACAUCGCGAUUAAGUGUAUUAGUUUCGAAAUAAAGCAUCCUCUUUUGGCCGGAAAUAUUCAUUUUCUGUCUAAUGAA